CGGCGCUUUGCAGACGCGAUGUAAAUGAAAGAAAAAUGUGGAAAUAAUAAAUUAGCGUUCUUCAAAUGUAACCGGUUACAAUUCGCAUGCAAAUGAAAACUGAAUUUCUCAAGUGAAACCCGCCGAAUAAAAGAAAAAGCAAAAAGUGCGCGGCGGAGCUAGUUGUGGAAAAUGGCGCAACCCCCGCCGGAUCAGAAUUUUUACCACCACACACUGCCACAUCCGCACACGCAUCCGCAUCCACACACACACCCACACACACACGCACAGCAUCCACAGCUGCAGUUGCCGCCACAGUUUCGCAAUCCCUUCGAUUUACUAUUCGAUGAACGCACGGGCGCCAUCAACUACAACUACAUUCGUCCCUAUCUGCCCAACCAGAUGCCAAAGCCAGAUGAGCUGUCCGAGUCGCUGGUAAUGCGACGACCACGUCGCACUCGCACCACAUUCACCAGCUCCCAAAUAGCCGAGCUGGAGCAGCACUUUCUGCAGGGACGUUACCUGACCGCACCUCGCCUGGCCGAUUUGUCUGCCAAGUUGGCGCUGGGCACGGCGCAGGUGAAGAUCUGGUUUAAGAAUCGCCGACGCCGCCACAAGAUUCAAUCGGACCAGCACAAGGAUCAGUCGUACGAGGGCAUGCCGCUCUCCCCGUCCAUGCCCAAUGCACCGGCAAAGACAGCGGAUGCGGAUCCGCCGAGUCUGCAGGCGCUGAGCCUUAGCGGUAGCGCUGCCACACCCAAUGCUCUGACGCCAUCGCCCACACCAUCCACGCCCACGGCGCAUCUCGUUGAGCAUUACAGCGAGUCCUUCAGCGCCUACUACAACUACAACGGCAAUCAGCAUACACAGGCCGCAACGGGUCAGCAGCGGAUUGUAACGCAGAUGCCUGGCCAGUAUUCGAAUGCAUCGGCGUCCAAUUCUGCUGCUCAGUUCUUUCCCGGGGCUGCAGCCAUGCACCAGCAGCAUGGCAAUGCACAUCAGCAAGUCCAUCACCAGCAGCAGCAGCCACAGCAACUGCAUCAUCCCCAUGCGAUUGCACAACAACAACAACAGCAGCAACAACAACAACAACAGCAACAAUACCAUCAUUUUGAUUUUCAGCAGAAGCCUGGAAAUGGCUGUCGGGUGCCGCUGAUCAAAUGCGAAAACGAGGACGACUACAAUUUCAAUGGAUCGUAUUAUAUGAGGACGGCGGCGCUGCCGCUGAGUGGCGUCGCUGCCAGCGGCAUGCCGGCCGUCGAGGCCGUGACGUCUGCGCUCUCGCCCGGCUCCGAGGUCUAUGAGCCAUUAACACCAAAGAAUGACGAAAGUCCCAGUCUGUGUGGCGGUGGCGGACCUGCUGGCGGCGGCGUCGGCGUUGGCGGCCCGUGUGCCACUGCUGUCGGCGACGCCGAUGUUACCGACGACAUGGACAAUGGAUCGAAUAAGAAGACGACGACGCUGCAGAACUUGGAGCCAUUGAAGAGCAAUAACAACAACAAUGCGGUUGCAGACAAAACCUGUGACAAUGGCAGCGAUAUCUUGAGCCAAGGACUUCUCGCUGUGGCACGUGGCAAUCUCAUCGGGUGUGGUGGCAGCAGCGGUAGCAGUACCUUUGGCAAGUUCGGCAAACUCACUGUGCCGUCCACGCAGCCGCCACCGCAUCCGGGUGGCUCAAUGGAGGCGAUGCAAGAGUCAAACCAAUAUCAGUGCACGAUGGAUACGAUAAUGCAAGCGUAUAAUCCCCAUCGUAAUGCCGGUGGGAACACCCAGUUCGCCUAUUGCUUCAAUUAGGCUGACACAUUAAAUAAUGCCUCAAAAUAAUAAUAAUUGUAAAGAAAAAAAAACCAAACAAAUUUCAAUGUUUGUGGAGUUUAUAGCUUUAACCGUUGUUUCCUGAUUGUACAAAGAUCUAAUAAUUGUAGAUAUCCAUAUGCAUAGUAUUUAAGCCAAUUUAACAUUGUUUUAAACCAAGUAUGUAAUGCAUAGUUGUAGCUGGCGAGUUUUUUUAUGCAUUUUCUACUGACAUAAACUUAAGUCCCACUAUUUGGAAACUUUAUUUGUAAAGCGCUCUUUGAUCUCAACGCUGUCUGGCUGGGCAUUUGCCAAAGCCCAUGAAUGCCCAACCAGACACUGUUGAGACGAAUAUGGGCUUUAAUUGAACGCUUUACAGAAGAAGUUUAUAGAUAAAUAUAAAAUGCAUUUCUUUCUUAUAACUCAGGCCAACUGGCAUAGCCUGUAAAACUGUACUGAUCUAAAUGAAAAAUGUUUCUCUUCCUAAUAAUCGCAUGUCUUUCUGUGGACACUAUCUGCCAUUAUCAGUCGAAGAUCGAACGUUUAACCAAUAAUGUUCUUCAGAAUAUUUUUAAACUUUGUUAUGCCACAGUUUGCAUGUUGCAAUUAAGCAUUCUUCACGUGAGAAUUGUUUACAAUUUGUCUCAAAACACAUGUAAAGCACAGGCCUCAGUUAUCUAAACGAAAUCUUUACUUACUUUCAGUAUGUAAGAGAGUUUUAUCAGUUGAAAAUGCAUUCAAAAUAUGUAUCCCAGUUACCCUUGAAUGGUGCACCAUUUAAAUAUUGUUCUAAACGUAACUUAUCUACAUAUCUGUAUGAAAUAGUCUUUGGGGACAUAUUUAAAAUAUUCAGAGUAUUGUUUUCUGUACUAUUUUAAUAAAUCUUAUAAACUACAAUAUAUGUUUAACACUAUGCUCUUAAGCUUUAAAGAUACGCUGUCCUUGAACAGACUUCAGUUCGAUUAGUAUUAAUUAAAUACAUAUUAUGAGGUGCUAUUAA
This is a messenger RNA of Drosophila grimshawi, 2773 nucleotides long. RefSeq names its product homeotic protein bicoid. Gene Ontology annotation, cellular component: nucleus. NCBI's taxonomy places the organism in Eukaryota, Metazoa, Arthropoda, Insecta, Diptera, Drosophilidae. Gene Ontology annotation, biological process: regulation of transcription by RNA polymerase II. The transcript has 4 exons. The record is from RefSeq and is a predicted model, not a curated record. Gene Ontology annotation, molecular function: RNA polymerase II cis-regulatory region sequence-specific DNA binding; DNA-binding transcription factor activity, RNA polymerase II-specific. Bases 172 to 1773 code for a protein of 533 amino acids.